Molecule: messenger RNA, 3045 nt
Organism: Camponotus floridanus (Florida carpenter ant)
Lineage: Eukaryota; Metazoa; Arthropoda; Insecta; Hymenoptera; Formicidae
Gene: Snx27
Product: sorting nexin-27
Exons: 7
Coding region: 432-1787 (451 amino acids)
Biological process (GO): intracellular protein transport; signal transduction
Cellular component (GO): early endosome
Molecular function (GO): phosphatidylinositol-3-phosphate binding; protein binding
Source: RefSeq, a predicted model, not a curated record
UAUCUCGCACGCAGAUGUGAAAAUCCGUGAUAGGCGACAUUUGCCGAUCUCCGCCGAGAGAGCCGUGCCCCCGUGUUCCGGACCAAUCGCCUGACCGUGUCCUUUCACCGUCGGAAUUCGAAACUCGUGUCGUAAAAAAAAAAAGGAGAAAAGAAAAAACGGAGCAAAAGGCCGCGAUUGUACGAUAUCCUAUUCCCUUUCGACUGGUUGAACAAACGAUCGGGGGACCGCGACCAGACUCGUCGAAGGCCUCCUUGUCGCGAACCGGAUCGUGGAGCCGGAUGUGUCGAAGCGAAAAUCAUCGCGCGACUUUCCCGCGCGCGAAUUUCUCUCCUCUCGCGAUCGAUCGUUCGUGGAAACGAAACAGUUGGCGCGAAUUGCCGCGCCUGUUUGCAGAUUAGCUCGCGAGCUGAUAAGAUCCACGCACGAAUAUGUUGACGUGUUACAUGACCGCGUUGCAAUGCGAGUGGAUCGAGAAUCGCAGACGAUGGAAUCCAACGGGUGUGCCCCAGUCGCGAUUAAAGAAUAACGUCAGCGUCGAAGGUGCCACUCACAAGCAGGUGGUGGAUCUCAUCAAAUCUGGCGGCGAUGUUCUCACCUUGACUGUCAUCUCCGUGACGCCGCAGGAAGCGGAGAGGCUGGAGCCCUGCGAGGAUUUGAGCUAUGCGUCGGUAGAUUAUAGCGAGAAGCGAUCUCUGCCGAUCAGCGUGCCCGAUUAUCACGUACGUGAGAGGAAACAUGAGCGUUACGUAGUCUUCAACGUCCAUAUGGCCGGCAGGCACUUGUGUUCGCGUCGAUAUCGGGAAUUCGCGGCAUUGCACAUGGCACUGAAGAAGGAGUUCAUAGGCUUCAAUUUCCCAAAGCUACCAGGAAAAUGGCCGUUCCAAUUGAGCGAGCAACAGCUCGAUGCAAGGAGGCGUGGUCUCGAACAGUAUUUGGAAAAAGUAUGUGCGGUGCGCGUGAUAGCGGAGAGCGACGCGAUGCAGGAGUUUCUCACCGAUCGAUUAGAGGAGGAUGGGGAUCAGGGACCUGCAGUCGAUCUCAAAGUUCUAUUGCCGGAUCGGGAAGUCGUCACUGUGACUGUCCCGAAAGCGGCGUCAGUAAAGGACGUUUACGAUGCGGUUUGCUCCCGAGUCGGUUUAGACGCGGAGACGGCCAAGUACUUCUACCUAUUUGAGAUUGUCGAGUACAAUUUUGAGCGGAAGCUGCAACCUCACGAACACCCGCAUACUUUAUACAUUCAGAAUUACUCGACUGCCAGCGCGACGUGUCUAGCGAUAAGGAGGUGGCUUUUUAAUGUAAAUAGGCCUCUGAGCGAGCAGGCGUUGACUUGGAUAUUCUGGCAAACGAUCGACGAGGUGAACAGGGGUCAUAUCACCGCGGGCGAAAGAUUGUAUCAGUUGAAGGCUCUGCAGGAUGCGUCCAGAAAGCACGAGUAUCUAAAACUGGCGAGGGAACUCAGCGGUUACGGUGACAUCGUGUUCCCGCAUUGUCCAUGCGACUCGAGGAAGGAGGGCCACGUGGUACCGGCGGUAGGUACAGCCGCUUUUAAGCUGCACGCCGCAAAGGAGGACGGUACUCUGGAGUCGCAGGUGGUGGAGUUUCAAUGGAGCACGAUCGCCCGAUGGGAGGUGGACGAGGAUGGGAUGGCGUUCUGCUUCCAGUACACGCGCCAGGACAAUCGUCCGCCGCGCUGGCUCAAGGUCUUCACACCUUACUAUACGUUCCUUUCGGAUUGCUUCGAUCGAAUAGCCGAGGAAGCGAAAUGGGAUGACCCAGGGGAAUGACGUAAUGCUCGACGCUAAGGAGGCAUCUUGGUGCGUAACUGAUCGACGAUGUUUCUUCAGCAUUUGCCUCUCUCCGAAAUUUUUUUAUUUAGGAAAUCUAGCAAUCCUGUAGACCGAGUUGCCGUUAGUGCGUGUACUUUUAGCAUAUCAAAUUUUUCCAUCUAUUGGCUUCACUGUUGUAUUCAGAACACCUACCGAUGCUGCACCGAUGGAGAGAGCGUUUGCUUGCUUACGUUAUCGGAAGAAGUCACGCGUAUAAAUGUAAAUAUUCAUUCCGGUGCCAACUGAUGCCGGAAUGGAAUUUAAACGAACAUUCGAUAUACGAGACAUUCGCAAAUUAGGUAAAUAAUAUCUGUUUGAGAGAACAGAAUGUGAUGAAUAAAUUCACGCCAUUGCUCGUCCGCCAUGAUAUGGUGUAGCUUUCUUUUGACGAGAGUUAUGAAUUUGAUUUUUAUAAAUACAGUUCGAGCUCCUUCGUGUUUCGUCGCGAUGAGAUGCGCGCAGUUUCUCCUUUCUUUUACGAAGGACGAAAUUGCAUACGCAUUCCAGGACACGCAAGAGAAUUAAAGUACGUUAGUGGGCAGCUACGUAGAUUAUAUUAUAUCACGAGGAGAUACGCGGUCGCCCGCCUAGAAAAAAAGGAAGAAAUAAAACCACCUAUCCUUUUGGCCUAUAAGUUGUUACACAUAUAGCGAUUCUCGAUCGCCGAUGAGAGAAUGAAUCGAAUUAUACAUGAAACGUUCCUCCUUGCUCGCCUAAAAGAUAGAAACCUGAAGCUCUUUCCUUCUUCUUUGGAUUUGCGUGUGAGUGUGUCGAUCGAGAGAAGUAUAUCAUAUACUGUGUGCAUUUUCUAAUGUGCAAUAUUUCAUAAUUUCGUAUGAAUUUUUGUCCAUUCGCUUUACGCAGGAUACUUUAAAAUCGAGUAUAUUUCUAAGGAUGGUUUUUUAACCGAUCAUUGUAUGACUCGAAAUAGUCGUCGUUCAAAUAAGCCUUUCUAUUCGCAUUUUUCUUUGAUUUCAAGAUUAAGAACAUAAAUUUCGAAAGAAGAAAUAGAUACAUAUCAUUCUAGACCUAUUGAUAAUCGCAUAUUGUUAUAAUUGCAUGAAAAAGCAAGGAAUUUUCCCUCUCUUAUCUUUCCAUUAAAUUAUCCUGUGUAAUAUGCAUUUGUUUAAUGCACACGCAAUUCAUAUGUAACAAAUCGAUCCUCUACACGUUUUAUUAAUUCAUUAAUAAGUGUAGGAUAUUAGCGGUAAUGAAA